AUGAAAGAUUUGAGUGUUAACAAUGCUGAGAAAGCUUACAAGAAGGUUACUCGGUUAAAGGGAGCCGUUAUUAAUAAAAAAUGCCUACCAUUCAGAUACAGAUGUGGACUUUGUGGAGGUGCAUCCAAUUCUUUCAAGCUGUAUAAUGAAGAAUUUGAGCUUGGUGCAAAAAGAAGUGAUUUCAAGUAUUCAGAUUCAAACAUAAAAGAGAAGGAAUGUGGUGCUGCUUUUGUAUUUUUUAGAACACGGUAUGCAGCUGUUGUUACGUCAGAGGUUCUUCAGUCAUCCAAUCCCAUGCAUUGGGUUACUGAUCUUGCCCCUGAACCGCAUGAUGUUUAUUGGUCCAAUCUUUGGAUUCCAUACAGACAGCUCUGGUUCCGCAAGAUAGCAAUACUUGUUGCCAGCAUUGUUUUUAUGCUUCUGUUUCUUAUUCCAGUCACUUUUGUGCAAGGUCUAACCCAUUUGGACCAGUUGCAGCAGCUAUUCCCCUUUCUAGAUGGUUUACUAAAGAAGAAGUUUACAAUCGAGAUAGUGUCAGGCUACCUCCCUAGUGUCAUUUUACAAUUGUUCCUAUAUAUUGUUCCACCCGUGAUGCUGCUAUUUUCUUCUGUUGAAGGGUCCAUCUCGCAUAGCACCAGGAAAAGGAGCGCUUGUUGGAAAGUGCUCUACUUCAACAUUUGGAAUGUGUUCUUUGUAAAUGUCUUCUCUGGAUCUUUGAUCAGCCAGAUAAAUGCCAUAUCUAGUCCAAAGGACAUCCCAACUGAGCUCGCGAAAGCUGUGCCGAGUCAGGCUACCUUCUUUAUCACUUAUGUCCUAACCUCAGGUUGGGCAAGUUUAUCCUCUGAAGUAAUGCAGCUCUUUGGCCUUAUAUGGAACUUCAUAAAGAGGCAUAUUUUAAGAUGGAAGGAUGAUCCAGUCUCAGUUCCAUCAUUUCCUUAUCAUACUGAAAUUCCAAGGGUUCUUUUAUUUGGACUUCUUGGCUUCACCUGCUCCGUACUAGCGCCAUUAAUAUUACCUUUCUUGCUGGUCUACUUCUUCCUUGGAUAUGUUGUUUAUCGCAAUCAGGUGAGAUCUUAG
Molecule: messenger RNA, 1077 nt
Organism: Phalaenopsis equestris
Lineage: Eukaryota; Viridiplantae; Streptophyta; Magnoliopsida; Asparagales; Orchidaceae
Product: CSC1-like protein RXW8
Exons: 5
Coding region: 1-1077 (358 amino acids)
Cellular component (GO): plasma membrane
Molecular function (GO): calcium-activated cation channel activity
Source: RefSeq, a predicted model, not a curated record